AAGAAAGAACCUUCUGUUGCUUUUCCCAUUUUUCUCAAUCUCUUUGUUUCAUUUUCAAUAGGAAUUUUCCUUUUCGCUCAAAAUUUCCACCCCCACCACUUUCCGGGAAACCGCCGCAUGUUUGAUUCCCAAGAAAAUUUCUCCAAUCCAUAAUCCGUACUUCCUUUAUAAAUCCCACCACCACCACCAUAUCCUUCCACUCCAAAAUCACUCAAAAUAUAAAAACCCUAUCUACCUCUAUACAAAUUAAUUAAACCAAAAAAAGAAAAAAGAAGAAAAAUUCCCGAUGAAUGUAACUGGCAAAAAACACCCAAAAAGAAGCAAGAAAUCGGCGGCGGCCAAUUUCAAAGUCGUGUACAUUUCAAGUCCGAUGAAGGUGAAAACCAGCGCCUCGAAGUUCCGAUCUCUCGUUCAGAAACUCACCGGUCAGGACUCCGAUGCCGAGAGGUUCAUGGAACUGAUCGCCUCCGCCGCUAGUGAUCGGAAUCUGCAAUCGUCAGCGUCGGCGCCGUUCCUCGACUACCAACUCCUCGGCGAUGACGAUCUACUGGUGUCAGGAAAGGUCGAAACGGCAGCGUAUGAAUCGUCGGUUGCGGCUCUUCCGCCGCUGGAUGAUUUGGCGGUUCUGCAGAAUUUCGAUGCGAGUUUUGCAGAAAUGUUCCAUGGCUUUUGGUAUGAUUCUUCUACGGCACAAACUAUGAUGCCAGGUUUAAGUGCACUACUGUAGAUUCGGCGUACUUUAUGAUUCUCCCUUUUUUUUUUUAACUAAAUAAUGUGACGUGGAUUUGUAUAGAUACAUGAAAUUGUUGCCACAUUUUUUUUGUCGAUAAUUAUAUAUUUUGAAUACAAUAUAUACGGCAAUUUUGAGAAUUA
Messenger RNA from Benincasa hispida (wax gourd), 873 nucleotides. Its product is annotated as sigma factor binding protein 1, chloroplastic-like. Lineage: Eukaryota; Viridiplantae; Streptophyta; Magnoliopsida; Cucurbitales; Cucurbitaceae. The record is from RefSeq and is a predicted model, not a curated record.